Entrophospora sp. SA101 is the source of this 906-nucleotide messenger RNA. Lineage: Eukaryota; Fungi; Glomeromycota; Glomeromycetes; Entrophosporales; Entrophosporaceae. The record is from the annotation of a GenBank genome assembly.
AUGACAGCUCCAACAGCUUUAUUUCAAGAUAAAACUCUUCAAUUAAUAGGGAAACCUUUAAUAAACACAGAUAAGUUACCUGAAGAUAUUAAACGACGAGUAAAUGCUUUGAGAUAUUAUCAAGAUAAGCAUGAAAAAUUAGAAGCAAAAUUUCAAGAACAGAUUUUAGCUUUGGAAAAGCAAUAUUUAAAAGAAUAUAUGCCACUAUAUGAAAUGCGUGCAAACAUUGUUCAAGGUAAAAGCGAACCAACUCAAGAUAUUGUCGAGGAAGGUAUCAAAAUAGAUGAAGAGGAAAAAAAUAAAUUAGGUGAAAAACCAGAAGGAGAAGAAGAUGCAACAACAAAAGAAACCAUAAUAGAAAAAAAGGAAACAGCUGAAGUAGAUGGUGGAGGACCUGCAAAAGGAAUUCCUGGGUUUUGGCUCACAGCUAUGAAAAAUUUAGUUUCUGUUGCAGAGAUUAUUACCGUGCGCGAUGAAGAAGCAUUAAAACACUUGAUUGAUAUUAAAAUGUCAUAUCUUGCAAAACCAGGAUUUGAACUUACGUUUGAAUUUGAAAAAAAUCCAUUUUUUACUAAUGAAAGCUUGAAAAAAACAUAUUUUUAUCGGGAGGAGCCUGGUUAUGGUGGAGAUUUUGUUUAUGAUCAUGCUGAGGGCACAAAAAUCGAUUGGAAUGAAGGCAAAAAUCUUACCAAAACAGUAAAGAAAAAGGUUCAAAAACGUAAAGGUACUACAAAGACUCGUGUAAGAAAAGUGACAGUAGAUACAGAUUCAUUUUUUCUUUUCUUCAGUCCACCAAUUGAACCUGAAGAUGAAGAAGAUGAACAAUUGGAUGAACAAUUAGAAAUGGAUUAUCAAAUUGGUGAAGACAUAAAAGAAAAACUUGUUCCUCGUGCUAUUGAUUGUUAA